Rhizoctonia solani is the source of this 1500-nucleotide messenger RNA. RefSeq lists its product as uncharacterized. The transcript is spliced from 9 exons. NCBI's taxonomy places the organism in Eukaryota, Fungi, Basidiomycota, Agaricomycetes, Cantharellales, Ceratobasidiaceae. Bases 1 to 1500 code for a protein of 499 amino acids. The record is from RefSeq and is a predicted model, not a curated record.
AUGGCUCGAGUUAUUCAACGGCCAAUGGCUAUUCUGUUUUUUCGUCGGGUGCGCCCGGUAGAGACGCGGAUAUAUGCGUUCACUAGAAACUCGUUUGCCGUGGCCGCAAUCGUAGUUCUCAUAUUCCAACUGGUGACCGCACUCCGACAGGCCCAAACGAAAUUAGAACUCGGGCAACGUCAGAAACAUGUUCAAAGGCUUCUCCAGAGCACCGCUGAUGGUUUAUCAGACCGGGACCGGGUCCGUUGGGACCUUCUUAGGGAGGAUGCAACGCAAGACGACAUCAAUAUCACUAUCAGCGCCAUCUUAAACAACCCAAACAAGCCAUAUCGGCCUUAUACGAUGACGAGCUGCAAUGUUACUUGGGUUGAUUCAUAUUCAAUUGGAUUUGAGAAUGGUACCGCACACAAAGUCUCGGAACUAUUUAACUGCCCAUCCUCGCUAAUUAACCCAGUUGACGGUUUAGCUUAUUCGCUAUCUAUGAGUCCGUCCGAGGGUCAUAUCAUUGAGAAAGAGCUUAGUUACAUUUAUCGAGUCCAGCUUCACCUGGCGGGAAAAGUGCCCGGAGGUAGAAUAUACGAAACCCAACUACCUCGUAUUUGGUUUGUGAAUGCUUGGGAGUUUAGAGAGCUCAACUGGUCAGAUGCGACUCAAGUGAAAGAGUUGACCCGGGUCCGGAAGUAUUCGUUACCUCUCGUGCUUGUUCCUGGUUCUCAGAUUAGGUCUCAGGCAAGCCUGAUAACUCGGAGGUUUAUUACAUCCUCGAUCGUACGGGAGAUCCUCUUCAACUCCGAGCCUGUAAGAAAUACUCCCUCUGCUUCAUAUGUCAACCUACUCACAUUUGGUCUCAGGUUUAUGAACAUUUAUCUAUAUCCCGUUGCCCAACUGUCUGGAACUCCACUGGAUGACUCCGACGCGAGGGUCGCUACAGCAGACAUUCAAAUCACGCUGAAUCCUGGACAUAUGCAAUAUAGAACGCGACUCGACCCUGAGAAUAGGCCUUUUAAUCUACGUGAAGAUGUAUGCGACUUUAUCGAAGACUACCGGUCAGGCACAGUACUUGAUGUUAUCGGCUCAGUGGGUGGUCUGUUUGCGUUGCUUCAGGCAGCACACCUCUUGCUUUUCGGGAGACCGUUAUUCUGGGGACUAGUAGGUGCCAAGACUAUCAGCCCGUUUGGGUUGCUGGGUCGGUGUAGCUCGCGAAAUUUCAAGCGCCGCUUGAGGGAAGAGUAUCACACGCAGUCCGAUGAAGAGAGCGCACACACAAUCCAGAUCGUCAAGUUCUUGCGAGAUUUUGUAAUCGACUUUGGCCCGGCCGACCUUGAAUCUGUGGCUGAUCGUCCGCACGAAUCAAGGGCUUUGUCUGUCAUGGCUGAGUCGGACGCGGGAGAUGAGAAUGAGCCCGAUUCAGAAAUUCCGCUGAUACCUUUGGCUGGGCGAUCGCAUGAUACGCCAAUUCAUAGUGGAGUAGCGCAAAGCCCAAAGCCCGAGCUGCACUGA